Messenger RNA from Seminavis robusta, 408 nucleotides. Lineage: Eukaryota; Bacillariophyta; Bacillariophyceae; Naviculales; Naviculaceae. The record is from the annotation of a GenBank genome assembly.
AUGACAGCGCGCAAUCGAUCUUCUUUACCACAGUCUACUCUGGCUGCUUCGGUAGACCAAUCUACGGCAGGCAGCUCCAGAAGGGGUUCCAGCAAAGAGCACGGGGGGCGCCUCCUGUCUCGGAUGCAACUCGUUUCUGCCGCCACUGUUCAGCCAGGAGAAGAGUUUUUGGAGAGCUACAUGGAGAUGAAUGAAAUGAACAUCUUUCGCAGUCAUGAGAACUUGAGGGGUCUGGAUCAACGCAGCAUGGCCAGUUAUGAAAAGCUCAAGAAAGAAAUCCAGGAUAGUCCUGAAAAGGUGGGCUCCUUGGAUCCUCGCGUGAGUAUCUUUUGGCAGUGGACUUUGAUUCUGAAAAGCUGGGAUAGGGAACUGUUCUAUGGCUAUGGCAAAGGAGAUCAGCCAUCCUAA